Molecule: messenger RNA, 603 nt
Organism: Anthostomella pinea
Lineage: Eukaryota; Fungi; Ascomycota; Sordariomycetes; Xylariales; Xylariaceae
Source: the annotation of a GenBank genome assembly
AUGAGCAAACACGACUACCCCUACAAGCGCUCCGUGAACGUCACCGCCUGGGUCCUCCAGAUCAUCGUCUGCAUCAUUCUGCUCGGCUCCUCAGCAUGGCUGCUGUUCAUUGUGGAGUCGGACGACUACGACACCGUCAUUGCCAAAUAUGAAGGGCUCCUCACUGCUGCCGCCGGCCUGCAGAUCGCCCUCACCGCCCUCACCAUCGUCCUCGACAUCGUCGAGAUCGUCCUGAUCGCCCGCCAGAGCAUGCCGCCGCAGCUUAUCUGGCGUCGGCGUGUGUCCACCUCCCUCUCGCAGCUCAUCUACAGCGCGCGCCUCGUCCACGCCAAGCGCAAGGGCACGCUGACGGCCGGCCGAUACGCGCCCGCGCAUAUCCAGGACAUGCCUGCGCGCAACGUCCACAGCGACAUCGAGACUGGCUACGGCGGCAGCGCGGUGCCGCCGGUCCAAGCGUACAACGCGGGCUACUAUGGCGCCCCCGACGCCGGCCUCGGUAAUGCCGGAUACAAGCCGUCAGCCUCGCCCGAACCGCCGCAAUAUGGGAGCGGGUAUGGACAAGGACAUGGGCAUAACUCUUACGAGCUUGAUAACCGGCACUGA